AUGGGGAACGCCGCAGAUCGGCCCUCGCGGGCUGAGUACGGGCAGGCGACACCGGGCCGGCGCGGGUGGGGCGGGUCGCCCGCGGGUGCGGAGGGCGAGAAGGCUCCAUCUGCGCCCCCCGCCGGCGGUGCAGGCUCCGGCAGGCUCGGAGACCCUGUGGGCUCAGGGCCCGCCGGCGGCGGGCCGCGAGGGGCGAAGGGCAAGCGGAAGUCGAGCUCGCACAAGGGCAAGGGACACGCGCUCAUUGAAGUGCCGCGCGGGAUCUUUUCUCUCCUCGUCAACAUUCUCAUGUAUGCGCUUCAGCAGUUCAUGCUUCUCUACGUCAUCAUCUCUAAGACGCGCUCUUGGCUCGGCCUCCUCUUCCUUAUCUGGGAUAUUCCGCUACUCUUGUAUAUGUGCUACUCCAUCAAGGCGGACACGACGGCGGACUCGUGUACGAGUUCGCGGCGCUGCGCAGUCCAGUGGAUGACUUACACCAUCACGGUCGCCGUGAAGAUGGCGGCCGUCGCCUUCGUGCCCAGUGCGUACUCGGACUCGAGCGUGGCGCUGCUCAACUACACCAAAAACGCUGUAGAGGCCUUUGGGGAGAUGGAGGCCGCCACGCAGGCGCGCCACCCGCCCAUCGCCUACUUCGAGGAGGACAUGAGCGUCAGAACUGCCGGCCUCGCGAACCUUGUCUUCAGCAACAACCCGCACUUCGUCAGUCAGCUAGUCCAGGUCGGCGAGAGUGCAGACAACUUCCUUGUUUACGUCGGGAUCUGCCUUCUGCCGGUCAUCUACGUGGUAUUCACGGCGCGGGCGAAGGAGGCGAUGUACCCGACGAUCAACCAGCUCGUCUCCGUGGAGGGCCUCCUCCACGCAGACCUGGGAGUUGCGUUGACCUUGGACAUGCUUGAUAUCGUGGUCAUGUUCAGAGACUCAUUUAGCCGGUACAGCAACGCGCGCUGGUGGGGGGGCGAUCCAGUCAUGAAGUGGAUUUGCUUCGCCAUGGUGAUUCUCACGAUCGUCGGCGUCAUUUGUCUGGGGUUUGCCUUCCCGACGCGCUCGAUCGACAGCCGGGCGAUCACGUCGCUCUCGCAGACGGACAUGUUUGUCUCGGCCAAGUACGCCUUUCUCGUCGGGUUGUUCAUCGUGGAUAUACCCUUUUUGGCGCUGCGGAUUUACUGGAUCGUCGCGACGGACACCAUCUCGUUCUUCAUGUUCAAAAACGUCUACUCGCUGCUCACGCGGCCGCUUCGGCUGAAUCAGUGCCGACUCGCAGAGCGCGAGAAAGCCAAGGGCACGCAGAAAACCUUCUACGACCAGGACGUGCUGCCUGAGUAUCGCGAAGAAGAGGAGAGCGAGGAAGCGGAAGAAGAGGAAGAAGAGACGGACGACGAACUGCAGGAAGAAGACGAAGCGAUGGUGCCCACGUGUCUCCCGCCGGGGCCCUCAGCCCUCGGGGGCUCUGUCUCGGGGCCUGUGCCCACCAGUCCAGCGCUCGCGCAGUCUCCCUACUACGACCCGCUCUACGGCAACGCUCCUGGCCAGGCCCCGCCCCACAUGGGCCUUCCCUACGGGCGAGGAGGCCCCGGGCCGGGGGCCGGCGGGUCACUGAGCGGGCCAGGCAUGCCCCCCCAUGCCGGGGGGAGCGGGGGGGGGGAGCCGGGCUCGGAACCGCCAGCGCGUACCUUCGCCGCGCGCCGAGCUACGACGGGCCCGGCUGGACUGGAGGCGGAAGUUCUCCUUUCCCCGAAGGCGCGGGCGUGGCGAGAGGCCUAA
Besnoitia besnoiti is the source of this 1761-nucleotide messenger RNA. RefSeq lists its product as uncharacterized. The record is from RefSeq and is a predicted model, not a curated record. Bases 1 to 1761 code for a protein of 586 amino acids. NCBI's taxonomy places the organism in Eukaryota, Apicomplexa, Conoidasida, Eucoccidiorida, Sarcocystidae. The transcript is spliced from 4 exons.